CACCAGGCGCCGCAUCCCAUUGGUCGCUCUGCCCAGGCCGGACGACCCAAGCGGAUCGUUCCCUCGCGGGCCGGCCAACCACCAAUCUCCAUUCUUAGUUGCACCAUUAGCAUGCAUGACCGCUGAACGUGGCAUGCUGAGACGCGAUCUUUGCAACGGAACCACCACCAGCCAUUGAAUCUUCAGUAGGGCGGAAAGAGACCAGGAGUCAAACCGCCAUCCUCGGCCAGAAUGACAGAAGCGACGGGUUGCCUCAAUGCUGGCGCCUGUGGGCAAGCCUGCAUGGUCAGAGGCUCCAACGUCGGACGGUCAUGCAGUCGUGUGCUGGCCUUCAUUAAGACCCUUCUAUUCUCCAUAAUGCUUCAGUCGCACGUCGUCGUCGUCUCGCUGCCGGCGAAUUCUUCCGAGUCUAUAUUACCCUCUCUUUCCAAGGAUACCUGGACUCCGUCUCUCUGUCAUCCCUUCGAUCCUUUGCCCUUCCCUUCCUUUCGCUCUGAUCGACCUCCGAAGUACAGCCCACACUAUGCCAGUGUCGCAUAUCGGCCUCACGGUUUCGCAUCUUCCCACCUCAUGUUCAUUCUUUCUCGCCGCACUGCAGCCACUGGGCUAUAGGUUUCUCGGGCAAUGGGGUAAUCAGAUCGGACUUGGGGUCAACGACGCCGACUUCUUCCUCACGCAAGAGACUCCCGGUAUCAAAGCCGGCGCUGCGCAUGUAGCCUUCGCCGCUUCUAGCCGCGUUGCAGUCCGCGAGUUUUACGCGAAUGCUCUCCAGGCGGGAGGGCGGCCCCAUGGCUCUCCAGCCUCACGGACGGACGGCGAAGAGUGCUUUAACGCUGCAGUACUUGAUCUUGACGGCAACAGUGUUGAGGUCGUUUUCCACGAAGGUGCUGCUGCGAACGAUGCCGCAUCUGACACAGGAAAGAGUCGCCUGCUCACCUGGCGCAAGGGUGUGGCAGCAAACUUGAGCGACAACAAGAGCACCGUAGAGAGUAUCGCGUCCGCUGCCACGGCUCUGGCCAAGCAGGCGAUGGUGCCCGCAAAUACAGCUGCACCUAGGAGUACAAAAGCGCCUUCCGAGGCGCCAACCGUUGCAGCAUCCAACGCUUCCAAGAUAUCAGCCAAACCGAUCUCAGAAGCGCCUAGUCUCCCAAGGAGCUUCACCACGCCGACACUCACACCACAGAGCUCGAACGAUAACAUCUCGAUAUCGCGCAAGACUCUGGUUGGUACGAUCCUGGGUGCCGCCGCUGGCGCGGCAGUCGCUUAUGCAAUGUGCAGAAGUGAAGAGGACAGUGCCAAGGCCGAGCAUGCCGCAUAUCUUGCUGCCAAAGGUGCGACAAAGUCCUUACAGGCCUCUCAUCCGCACUUGCUGGACGCUAAGCCUACUUACUCGUCGCCUGUCCGCUCUGUGAGGAAUGCAAGCGAGAUGGAGUACGCACACGGCCAUCAACCAGUCCGCGCAAUCGAAGCACCUCCCUCUGCCCCUCCCUCCAACUACUACGAACCAGUGUACCAGCACCCCUCCUUCACCACGGUGGUCAGCGGACAGCCCACCGCCGAGUCAAUUGCGAGCAAGAGCCGGAUGUCGGCAGCGCGCACGAAGUCCUAUCCUGAAAGCCAAGCCCGGAGCUCGAUAAUCUCUUCUUUCGUUCCGGAGGAGCAAUCCCGCAAGGCGACGGACAUGCCCGCCGUGGAAUAUGGAUCGAGUCCUGUUUCCGCAAAGUCCCACGUGUCCAAGACCAAGAGCUCGACAAGCGCGAGCAAACACAGCAGCGCUUCAAAACACACGAGCGCCUCGAAGCAUUCGUCCCGGACCGAGGAGGCUCCGCGUUCGCAUGGAAAGUCACCCUCGCCUCCUCAGUCCAACCUCGACCGCAUCAUCGAAUCCGACGGGGAUGUUCCUGUCAAGAAGAGCUCACCGCGCUCGUCGCGCGUCUCGAAGGGCACUUCCGUGCUUGGCCGCAGCGUGAUACCGGACACGUACCCCUCCUCGUCGGACCGCGAGGCCGCCAACGACUCGGACGACCUCGACACUAUCGUGCCAAGCGACUCCGUGUCGCAGGUCGGAUCCUCGUCGAGACGCUCGCACCGGCGACACUCCGAGUCCGGGAGUCACCACAGCAACGCCUCGAGGCGCACCAGCGGCGCGGCCGACGACGGCGACAUGCUCGCCGUGGAACCGAAAAAGAAACACAAGAAGAAGAAGAGCCAUCGCGCGUCCGAGGCCGGCACCGACAGCACCGUCACGCCGGACAAGCUCGCCGCCACCCACCAGCUUCAUUCCAGCCACUCCGCUCUCCAUCACCCCGGCUCCGGUGUCGCCGCCAAACCGGGCAGCGUGACGAGCCUGCCCGUGCGAGGAAUCACGCCCAGCAUGAUCGGAAGCGGCGUGCACCCACGAAGUGUGGUUUCAUACUACGGCUGAUUGGACAUCACAAACAUGUACGGCAUAGCGUUGGCGUUCUUUUUUUUUUCAUUUUUUGUGUUUAUUCUCAUCUCUUUUCUCCUUUUUUUGUCCUCAUUUUGGGGAGGGGAGAGGGGAACUCGACUUGGUUCUGCAUUUGUUCUUGAGUUCGCCAUGUUUUUUUUGUCCCCUUUCAACCUAACCACUUCCUCAUCUUCUCCAAAUCCCCUUUUUCCCUUCUUUUCAUCCAUGCUUUCGUCUCUCUCACUCUCACUCACUCAUUCUCACUCUCGCUCUCAUUCUCGUUCGUGUAUGCUUGUACGUGCGUUUCGUGCGUGCGUUCUUUAUUUUCUUUCUCUAUUUUUUUUUUCCCUUCCGGAACACUUGUGGAUUGCUUUUUCUGUGAUAGAGCUGUGUUAAGUUUUGAGCGUGAUUGUCUUGAAGCAGCGACAGCGGGAGAGGCGAGAUGGGAGGAUAGGACGAGAGAGUAGGAGAUUCGAUUGAGUGUAAGAAGUAUGAGAGUGAGUAGACCUUAUGUCUGAGAGAAAGAGACUCGAGAGAGCGCGCACGUGUGUCUUUGUGUUAUCCGGCGGCAUUCAGUGACAGCUAUUCUUUCUUGCAUGCAAACGCUUAUGAAUAGUAACGACGGCCGCCGUGCGCAGCCCUUUCUUCCCAAUUCCCCUCUAGCGAGUCAGAAGUCGCACCUUGGUCCAAACUUUCUUUUCUGUUUCUCACUCAUGUCCCUUGUUCGACUGCACCGCUCGUCUGUCUACGCUCCUCACCCAUCCCCAACAUCGCGCAGCACGCAGUCACACGUAGCUUAUGCUUUAAACGCGCGAGAGAGGU
Molecule: messenger RNA, 3250 nt
Organism: Verruconis gallopava
Lineage: Eukaryota; Fungi; Ascomycota; Dothideomycetes; Venturiales; Sympoventuriaceae
Exons: 1
Coding region: 524-2425 (633 amino acids)
Source: RefSeq, a predicted model, not a curated record